CCAAUUCUCUGUUCUUGAAUUAAAAUUUUACACAAGAUACGAAGAAUACAUUGAUGAUGUGAGAAGAGAAGACCCUGAGAAAUAUCAAAAAUACAGGAUGUGGUUUAACUAUUUUGACACGCACGCCCGUUCAUAUCACAAUCUCUUCAACGACGGUGUACAUUAUUAUAAUAGUGAUAGCUGGGAAAUAGUAGAACACAGGAGAGAAUUUUACGAACUUGAUUUUGAGUUUAGAGACGGUGGAGAACACCCGCAUCUUAAUAUCCGAACAGGGAGAAGCCGUAUUCACGUCUCUCUGGUUGACACGGGUGAAAUGGUCAAAUCUUUUAUCGCUUCAGAUGGAACGUCUCGAGGAACGGAUGUGUUUAGGCUUUUUUCUACCAUAGAGAGUAAAAAGCACUUUCAAAUGUUAGUCAUCUCGGGGCAUACUACAUGGAUUCACCGGUUGAAUCCUAAGGCUCAUAACGCUGAGAUGCGACUCGGUACACUGAUAUUUAGGCUUUUGGCAGCU
Dentiscutata erythropus is the source of this 511-nucleotide messenger RNA. NCBI's taxonomy places the organism in Eukaryota, Fungi, Glomeromycota, Glomeromycetes, Diversisporales, Gigasporaceae. The record is from the annotation of a GenBank genome assembly.